This is a messenger RNA of Chironomus riparius, 501 nucleotides long. NCBI's taxonomy places the organism in Eukaryota, Metazoa, Arthropoda, Insecta, Diptera, Chironomidae. The record is from the annotation of a GenBank genome assembly.
AUGUCUAUAACACCAAAAGUAUUAAUUUUUGGACCAGAAAACUCUGGCAAAACUACACUUCUGUACCAAUUCAAAUAUCACGAAUUUAUACAAACAAUCCCAACAUUCAGCUGCAAUUGCGAGACAAUUUUUUUCAAUAAUCUUCCAAUGACAUUUUGGGAUGUCGGCAGUUCAGCACCAGUUCAACAAUUUUUCAAUUUAUAUUUGAAAGAUAAAAAUGCUCUUGUGUUUGUUGUUGAUGCAAGCGACAAAGAAAGAAUUGGAAAUGCUCGAUGGUUGUUGUGGCAGGUUAUGGAAGAUGUACAGUCAUUGCCGUUGAUUGUUGUUGGUAACAAAAUUGAUGAAGUGGAUGCGAUGGAUAAAAAUGAGAUUAUUGAAAAAUUAGACCUUAAUCAGAAACCUGAUUGCGAGUAUCAAUUUGUGAUGACGUCAGCAAAAUUGAACGAAGGAAUUGACGAAGCUCUCAAAUGCAUUUAUAUGUGCUUAUAUUCCAGACAUUAG